Molecule: messenger RNA, 255 nt
Organism: Penicillium longicatenatum
Lineage: Eukaryota; Fungi; Ascomycota; Eurotiomycetes; Eurotiales; Aspergillaceae
Exons: 3
Coding region: 1-255 (84 amino acids)
Source: RefSeq, a predicted model, not a curated record
AUGUUCGGCAACGGUCUCUUUAACUGGUUCUCUUCCUCUAAGCAGGAGGCUGCCCCCGCUACCUGGGAUGCCAAUACUGCUACUGUGCAGAACCAGCAGCCUACCAGUCCUGAUGCUCCCUCCACCGAGCACGUUGUCUCUGAGCAGCCUAACUCCCAAGAGAACAUGAAGCUGCGGGGUGGUGGUGCGGGUGAUGUCUGCUGUGGCGUUUGCGCUGGUCUUCUCUGCUUCGAGUGCUGCGAGGACUGCUGCUAA